UGCAAUGUUACAUGUUUGGACACAAAGAACAUAUGUAAAUCGUCUUACAGUGCUACAUCAUGCAGCAACACUGGUCAAGAUUCAAAGGACAAGUACAUCAUCAACUUAAAUGACAAAAAAUGUAUUAACUGUGAUAAUCCAGUUAAACAGCCUGAGGCAACUUUGACUUCUGAAGAUCUCAAUCUCACGACGUUUGAAGAGCAAGGAAAAGUCAGUUCUUCCCAAGCUGUCGAAGUCAUGGGAAAAAUGUCCGACCUUGUCUCUAACCUCAACGAGUCUUCAGCUGCAGUGAGUCUAGGAAAUGGAGUCCAGGGUAUCAUAGUAAGAGAAACGGAGCCCGAGGACGUGGAUGAAAUCUCCUUUGCUUAUUCGUCUCCAGUUAGCGAGCUGAAUAUUAUAGAGGAAAGAAAAGAACUGGAAAAAUUCUCAAGAUCUGUCACAGUGUCAAAAGAAGCAUUUGAAGAAGCUCUUAAGAUGAACAUUAGCGUACCAUUUGCAGCUGUUUUCCGAUUCAUCAACAUGUCCAAGGACGAGAAAAACAGCACUGUUUUAGGUAAUGAGAUUUUAGCCGUUGAAAUGGGAACCACAAUUUCCAAUCUCACAGACAAAAUCGGGAUUAAUUUUUUUAAUAUGGACUACGAAGGAUAUCCGUUUUGUCAUUCAUGGAAUGGUGAAGGAAGCCGACCAAACUGGACCGACGAGGGAUGUGAGACAAUACAAAAUGGAACAAACAUUACAUGCCGCUGUUCACAUUUGACAUUUUUUGCCAUUUUACUGACACCUCUUAACGAAACCAUCUCUAGCACUGACCUGAGCAAUCUCACCAUUAUCACACAAGUUGGCUGCGGGUUGUCCAUGUUCUUCCUCGGCAUAGUCCUCUUCAUGCACUGCCUUCUGACGAAAAAUAAGGCCAGUUUGUCCACAAAGAUGCUCAUCAACCUGGUGGUGGCCAUGUUCCUGCUGAACUUCACUUUCCUGAUCAACAACUUUGUGGCCUCACUGAAGAACUCCGUGGGUUGUAAGAUCAUGGCGGCUGUCAUGCACUACUUUAUGUUGGCCACAUUCACUUGGUUUUCAGUACAAGCCUUCCACCUCUGCCUGCAGCUGUACAUGAUGGGAAAAGUUGUAAUCAAUCGCUACUUGCUCAAAGUCUGUAUUAUCAGUUGGGUCCUACCGGGUAUCUUUGUGAUUGCCCUGCUCAGCACAGGGAAAUAUGGCGAACAAUUCAUCAACACUGAUGACAAUAAUGGAAACGCCAUGUGCUGGAUCACUGACAAUGACACCCACUACAUUGUCAACAUAGGCUACUAUGUGGUGGUCUUCAUCUUCACCUUUACUACUUUUAUCAUCACAAUGUCCUGGCUCUUCUGUCUCCAGAGAACCAACACAGGCAAAACACAAAAUGACACAAGUGGCCCAAGCAUUGUAACUAUCAUGGGACUGUGUUGCUUGCUGGGUAUCACAUGGGGUUUUGCCUUCUUUGCCUACGGCCCCCUUCGGAUGCCCUCCUACUACAUUUUCACGAUCCUCAAUUCUUUCCAAGGUUUCUUCUUGUUCAUCUAUUACUACAAGAGCACCCGCUCCCAAAACAUAAAGGGUGGCGACAGGUCAACCAUCAACAGCAGCAGCAGCACCACCACUCUUAAAACCAGCCUGGACAUCUUGGAGAACCCCUACAUAAAAAAAUAGAUCCUUCAAAGACAAACAGGAUGGGUUGAAGAGACAGUAGCGAAAGAAGUUCUCAGGUAGCAUCAAAACAUACUUGCAGAAUGGUCCAUUUCAAAAUAAUAUACAGUGCUUGACAAAUUUAUUAGACCUGUCAGAGACCAUCCAGCAUCAUGAAGUGGUUUGAUACAGACUAUUUCAUUUUCAGCGAGCUCUCGACUUUUGAACAGGAAUGAGGAAUUUCAAACUCAAUACACAAAUUUGAGCCGGCUCACUGGGCUUCUCUGAGAAGUUAGAAAUUAAUCAAGCAUAACAUUCAACCACUAAAACUAAUUCUUCUGUUCAGGAGUGCAAGUA
Larimichthys crocea (large yellow croaker) is the source of this 2022-nucleotide messenger RNA. RefSeq names its product adhesion G-protein coupled receptor G2. The transcript is spliced from 12 exons. Gene Ontology annotation, molecular function: G protein-coupled receptor activity. Lineage: Eukaryota; Metazoa; Chordata; Actinopteri; Sciaenidae. The record is from RefSeq and is a predicted model, not a curated record. Gene Ontology annotation, biological process: cell surface receptor signaling pathway; adenylate cyclase-activating G protein-coupled receptor signaling pathway. Gene Ontology annotation, cellular component: plasma membrane. The coding region runs from base 238 to 1689 and encodes 483 amino acids.